CCGCCCGGCGGCGCGGUCAGCUGAGGCGGCGCCCAAGAUGGCGGCGGCGAGGACUGGCGUUGCCGGGGCGGUGCAGUAGAGCCCAGCGCCGCCGGGCUGGCCGCGUCCUGCCCCGUCAGGUCACCUGCUCGUCCCGGGAAGAUGCAUUCUUUUGGAAACGAAGAAGCGGUCUCUCUGGAGCGGCUCUUUGGGUUUUUCUGCGAGUGCGUACGGCGCGGAGACUGGGAGCUUGCGCAGGCCUGUGUGCCCCAGCUCAGCCAGUGGCACGGGGAUGGCCCUGAGAAGGUGGAAGCAAUUCUUCAGGCUCUGGUAGCUUGUCCUGUGGGGGUAAGAUGGGGACAGAAUUCUAGCCCAUGGAAAACUGCGUGGCUUUGGCUUCUUGUGCUGGAAAAAUGGCUUGCCAGGAAUCAGAAAACUGUUCCAGUUGUUCUUCAGAGAGAAACUGAAUUUUUAUUGUUCUUAGAAGAACUACAGAAAGAUGUCUCUGAGGAUGUCCUAAAGGAACUGUUUGAAGCAUUUGAGUGCACCCAGAACAAGCACAUCACAGACAGGAAAAGAGAUGGCUGUUCUCACAGAUUCAGUUUGGAUGUUGUUUCAGCUCUCAGGAAGCUUUUGCUGCGGGCUCCCCAGAGGGCAAAAGCCCUGCUGGAGUUCUUCCAGGAAGAACAAGGCACACACAGCUCUUCGCUCCAGCACUAUUGCUCUCUACAAAACAUCUUUGUUGAAUUUCUUCGUGACUCCUUGAAAUCUCUACAGAGGCUUCAGUCCAGUUCUGAGAUUUCAGCAGAACUAGAUCAAAGAGAACUAGUAGAUACAAUUUAUGCUGCUCUUAGUAUAGUGACUUUUGAGGUGGAGCAUCAGGCAGAUGAAGUAUGGCACCUGUUCAGGGAGCUCUUGGAUGUAUGCUGGACUGAGGGAAGCCCACUGAGGGAGGAGAAGCUACUAAGCUGUAUGCUGAGGAAAGAGAGUCAUGGCCUGUUAAGCCUGUAUAGCAGUGUUCUCAUAGAAAGAACAAGAGAAAAAUUUCUGGUGUCAAAAUCAAUACGAAAAGGUUCAUCUGAGCAGCUGGAUACAGAGCGAACCACGAUGAGUUUGUUCUCGGAUCCCAAAGAGUCUCCUUCUUGGAAGACAGCCUAUUUCUACUGCUUGAGCAGCAGCAAGCACUUUCUGGAACAGAUUCUGGUGACUGCAUUAACUUUACUGAAAAGAGAAGACUACUCAGGCCUGAACAGCUUAUUGAGGAGAGAAUUCAACCCCCUUUGCCGCCUCUUGGUAUUGUUAGGAUGGACUCAUUGUCAAAGCUUGGAAUCAGCAAAAGCAUUGUUAUGGACUCUUCACAAAACUCAGGAUCUGUGCAAUGAUUCAGUACUGAAAGAUUUCUGUGAUGGGCUGUGGGCUCAGGUGGAAGUGCUUGAAUGGUGCAUACAGCAAAACAGUAUUACUAUCCCAAGGAAGGUUCUUUUGCAACACUUGCAUGGUCUAGAUUGCCACACUGCAGUGUACUCUCUUCAUCAUCUCACUAAUCUUCUGGCACUGAAUGAAGACGAUGUUAUUGAGCUUCUUCAAAAAGUUCCUGCUAGAGACAAACAGAUGCAGGCGGCAACACUCCCUAACACCCUGAGUCAGCAACGCAAUCUGGCACUGUUUCGAGCAUUUUGUGCCAUGAAGUAUGCUAUCUAUGCUCUCUGUGUGAAUUCUCAUAAGCAUUCCAAGUGCAAGGAUUGCGUACACAGCCUUCUUGGUGAUAUCCCUGAAGACGCAACUUUUGGAGAACCAGCAGAUUACUCUUCAGUAUUUCCUCAGUACCUUGUGAAGUGUCAGCAGUUCUUAAGGAGUGUUCCUGCUCCUCUGCGCCUGGAGGUUUUGGAGAACAUCUUCUCCUUGCUUUUUGUUUCCUACAGUGACCUCCAUACUGAGGCUUUUCUACCUGAAGACUAUGCAGAGGAUGAUGAUCUUGACAAAAAGACUACUACUGUGAGUGUAGAAGGCAGUGCUAGUCGGCGGUCUUCUACCUCUGAAAGUCCACAGCACCUAAUAGAGGCUGAAAAGAAAUUAGAGAGGCAUCUGCUGGCUGCUGAGACAGUUCACACAGAUAACCAAGAUCUUCAUGACUCGAUGUUAGGUGGCAAAAGCUGUGAAACCUCUAGGCUGAGCUACCUGGAUUUGAAACACUUAACUAGUGGUGUUACUGGAUUUUUAGUGGAUGAGGUGGCCAUGGAUGCCUUCCUCACAUUGCUUCUCAACCAUCUGGAAGAAAUUCAGAGUUCUCUCCCAUGGGACUCCAGUAACGUUCUUCGUGAAGAACUGGAACUUGUUGAGUGCUUGAAUCUUUCUGCAAGCAGAGACACCUUUGGAAGUCGUGUGUUACAGUUUUCCAAAUACCUUUCUGAAGCUCACUGGCGAUACAAGGUGGUGAUGAGUAACAGAAAUGCAGAACAUCAGGUUGCAGCUUCCAGGAGAUACUGCUCUUUAAUCAGGUGCUCCAGCUUUAAGAAACGAAGUAGAUCUCAAAGGUACAAAACAGAUGGGAAAGAGGGAACUACCAGUCCAUCAUUAGAAAGCACAAGUAGCGAGCUAAGCACCAGUACCUCAGAGGGAAGUACCAGUAAUGUGUCUGGCUCAAGUGAUUUGGAAAGCAGGGUGAGACCACACCAGCAAAACCCCCUCAUUCCUAUGAUGCUUUCUCCACCAGAAUCACUGUUAGUUUCUUGUGUUUUGAGAGGAAACUUUGUAGAAGCCCAUCAGGUGGCUUUGAUGUUUAAUCUGGAUACUUCACCUUGCUAUGGUGAAUUGGUUUUCAUGGAGCGCUACCAAGAGGCGGUACGAGAAAUGGCAAGAGUGGAGCACAAUAUUGAGAAUCAAGCAUCAGAUGGCACGGGAGGCAUCAGGAAAUCUGGCAGUGGCCGUUCGACACUGCAAGCUAUUGGGAAUGCAGCAGCAGCUGGUAUGGUAUUUUAUUCCAUCUCGGAUGUUACUGAUAAAUUGCUUGCAACUUCUGGAAGUCUUGCCCCUACUCUCCAAGAAAACUUCUGGAUCAGCAACAUCCAGCUGGACCAUACUGAUCCUCUGUGGGAAGUCCUUGAGGACCUCAGUCCUUCAGCAAUGGCGGCAUUUGAUCUAGCUUGUACUCAGUGCCAUCUUUGGAAAACAUGCAAGCAGCUUUUGGAAACAGCAGAAAGGCGACUGUACAACAGCCUUGAAACUCGGGGCCACCGACCUGACUUUGUUUUACUGCACUCUGAAGGUGUAAAGGGUUUCCCAGCAGUUCUCCAGCAAAUAAGUAAAAUUCUCAACUAUUCCUGCACAUCACAAGGGCAAUCCAAGCCAGAGGUCUCAGAUGAGAAAAUAGGGAGUCAUUUUCGAUGCAGUAUUGUAGAUCUUCUGCAAGCUUGCUACACUGCCUUGACAGAAGAAAGUAUUACUAAUGAAAUUGUUUUAUCACAAAAUCUGGAUCAAAUCCUAAAAGCACUGACACGUGUUGAGCAUUCUGUGGACUCUAAAGGAAACCUGCUUGGGACCUUGGUGGAGCAGGCCUCUCUCAAACCUACGGAGCUGGAGAAGCACCUGGUUUGGAAUCAAACACAGCUCCUGCUGAGAACUCUUGACCAAACCAUGCCAGAGAGCAACAUGCAGACAAACUUUGUGAAGGCCUUCUUUGACUACAUCACUACACUGGCUGCUGUUGUGUUACGAAGUCUGAAUGCAGAGCUAGCUCCCUUAGAGGCAACCAGUGCCCUGCUGCUCCACAGGGAUAAGAAGAGAAUGUGUAGAAGGCUAUGCAGAGAUCUAUCUGCAGAAGUGAAAGUGGGUAACCCUUUCAUCCUGUUACAGCAGAGUCCAUCUCAGCUGCUCUCCCAGCUUGUGUUUGAGAGACAGGUUCAUCCUGACAGGCUUUCUUCUCUCUUGGCUAAAGAAGAGUUGAACUUGAAUGUGCAGGAAGUUAUUGUUAACUGUUGCUGUGAACGACUGUCCUUGUGCAGUGCAAGGCAAAACAGCCAGGCAAAGUCUCUUCUGACAAACAUCAGUAACUUAGCACACCAGUGUGCCUACCACUGCCUGCCAGAUGUUGAAACACCUAUUCACAAUUCUGCAGUGACCUCUGAGGAUAACUCCACUCAGGGCCCAUUCUCUCUGAAUGACUUGAGCCAGCACACACUUACUGCAUCCUCCCUGGACUUCCUAAAGUCUCAAUCGAAGCUAAUGGCCACAGUGGCAUGUCUAAGUGCAUCUAAUAUACAGAAAAUUCCCAAAUCGAGUUUAUCUUGGAUGGAAUUUCGGGGCAAACGGGAGGUGCCCUUAGGUUUGGAACAGAUUUCCAGGGAGUGUGAGGUGUUAUUGAAGGACUUCCCAAUAUUGGAACGAUUUCUUCUCGCUAUGUUUGAGCCACUUCAGAAUCAGCAAGAGGAAGGUAGCAGUUUGGCUACUGUCUUCUCUGGCAAGACAUACAUAUCUCUGGUUCUCCUAGGACUGCAUUCCCCCACAGCUGUUAAUGUAUUAAUGGGAGUCUUGGAACAAGCUCUUGCCGCAAAGGAUUGGGACAGAGCUCUGAAGGUCUUAGAUCUGUACAGUCAGGAUGUGGAGGAGCUGGUCAAUGUGAAGGAUGCUGUGCUGAGCUGUGCAACUGCUGAAGCAGUGUCAUUGUCAUACAUGGAUGAUGUAUCCUGUGAAAGGAGGUGCCUUUUGGAGUUUAAGGAUAAUAAGGAUGGUUGGCAAUACUUAUUCCCAGUAAAAAAUGCAACGUUGAGAAGUAGGCUGGCCCUGCGCUGUCUGGACAAAUGGCCCCUUGAUGCCUGUUUGGAAAUCCUAGCUUAUUGCACUUCUGAUUUGGGCAUAACUGAUGAACUAAAAGCCAGUCUGCAGAGCAGGAAGAAAGAACUUCAGGUUUAUCAAAAGAUUUUGAAUGUGCAAAAUGAACCAUUAUGGAAUGACUGGCAGGAUCUGAAAAAAGCCUGCACUGAUGACCCCCAGGCCAUCAUGAAUAUCAUUCUGAAAGCAAAGGAUUAUGAGUUGUUUGAGGAAUGGGGGCACUUGUAUCCUGUCCCAAGAGAAGACUUGAUCAACCUUCACCGUGAGCACCUUCUCCACUUACUGGAGAUGGGAGACAUGGAAAAAGCAUUGCAGCUUUUACAAAGAAUUGAAGACCCUGGUAUUUGUCUUGCUAUCAGUGAACAGUCUCUUGACCAGCAUCUGAACUUGGCAGCCUCUCACUUCUUGGCUGAUUACCUCACAGCUCACUUCUAUGCAAACCUGACAACAGCACGCCGUAAUGAAAUCCAGGCACUCUAUAUGGGAUCAAAGGUGCUGCUGACUCUGCCUGAGCUCUCCCGUGUUAACUACUUCCACCUCUCCUCCAGGCCACUGCUCAUGCUGGAACAGCUCCUCAUGAAUAUGAAGGUGGACUGCGUAGCUGUUGCUGUGCAGACACUGCACCAGCUCUUAGCUGGACAGGAAAUUGGUUUUACUGUAGAAGACAUUGACAAUUUGCUCUCCAAGUAUGCAGAAAAAGCUCUCAACUUCCCUUUUGCAUUAAAAGAAAAGAGAUCAGAUUCUCUGAUACGUAUCCAAGAAAGUCUCAAUCAGGUAUUGGAAUGUGAAGCACUGUCUAAAUCGGGAUCAUCAGAACUAUCUCCUGUCAGCUUUACUGGUGUUACCAUAUCUGCAAGUCCCAGAGACAGAAGUCUGCAGCAGAAUUUGUUUCCUCAAGAAUUUGUGCCUCCUGAGAAGCCACCACCAAAGCAGCAAUGGAUACCUGAUGACACUGAAAUGAUAUGUAUGGUUUGCAAAACUGAACGCUUUACUAUGUUUAACAGGCGCCAUCACUGCAGGCGCUGUGGCAGGCUGGUGUGCAGCUCUUGCUCCACCAAGAAAAUGGCAGUAGAAGCUUGCAGAGAAAAUCUGUCUCGUGUAUGCGAUCAAUGCUAUAGCUACUACAACAGAGAACAUCUGCCUGGCUUGGUACAAGACACAAGCGCCAGAAAAGAAGAUCCGGACCAAGUGGAAGAAACUUCUAAUCAUGAAUAUUCCACAGUGGUGCGAAUACCCAAGGCGACUGAGCUUGAAUGGAUUUUUUCCCUGAACGAAGAGGAGAAUGAAAUUGUACGCAGUGAAUUUUAUUAUGAACAGGCUCCCAGCUCUUCCUUGUGUAUUGCCAUCCUUAGUCUGCACAGUGACAGCAUAGUGUGUGGCCACCAACUGAUAGAGCACUGCUGCAAGUUGUCUCAAGGGCUCGCUAAUCCUGAGGUGGAUGCUGGUCUCCUCAUGGACAUCAUGAAACAAUUGCUCUUCAGUGCCAAAAUGAUGUUUGUAAAAGCUGGAAGGAGCCAGGAUCUAGCUCUCUGUGACAGCUACAUCAGCAAAGUGGAUGUGUUAAAUAUUUUGGUUGCUGCUGCUUACCGUCCAAUACCAUCUUUGGAUCAGGUUCUUCUUCCUGCAGCAGUAACAAGACUAAGAAAUCGGCUUCUGGAAGCAGAGUACUAUCAGCUAGCUAUAGAGGUUUCUACAAAAUCUGGGUUGGACCCAGGUGGAGCAUGGCAUGCCUGGGGCAUGGCUUGCCUUAAAGCUGGAAACUUAAGUUCAGCAAGAGAGAAGUUUAACCGCUGUUUAAAGCCACCUAUGGAUCUAAACCAGCUGAACCAUGGUUCAAGGCUAGUCCAGGAUGUGAUACAGUACCUGGAGUCCACAGUGAAGCCCAUACUCAUUGCGGAUGAUGAUUACUUUGCCACAUUAAGGGAACUUGAAGCCACACUGAGAACAAGAAGUCUGUCUCUGGAGAUGAUGUGUGAGGGGAAAAUUCAGCACAACAGCUACUAUCAAGAGUGCUUGUUCUAUUUACAUAGUUACGGCACUAAUCUGGCGAUAAUAAGCUUUUACAUGAGGCAUGACUGUAUGAGAGAAGCACUGCUUCACUUGCUAAAUAAGGAAUCCCCAUCGGAAGUGUUCAUUGAAGGGAUCUUCAUUCCAAGUUAUGAAAGUGGAAAACUGCAUAUGUUGGAGAACUUGCUGGAGACCAUUGAUCCAGGAUUGGAGAGCUGGGGAGUCUACUUGAUUGCAGCCUGCAAAUACUUGCAGAGAAAGAACUACUACCAUAUUCUGUAUGAGCUGCAACAGUUCAUGAAGGAUCACGUUCGUGCUGCCAUGACCUGCAUUAGAUUUUUCACUCAUGGAGCAAAGUCUUACACUGAACUGGGAGGCAAACAGACAUGGCUUCUAAAGAUCAAGGACCAUCUCAAAGUCUAUCUGCAGGAGGUCUCAAGAAGUUCAGGAAGGAAAAAAAUGGCAUUCACUUUUCGGAAGAAAAUGUCUGCUACAGAUGUGUCAAGGCACAUCAAUACAGUUGAUCUGCAGAUGGAGGUAACAAAGUUCCUGCAUCGAUGUGAGAGCUCAGGAACAUGUCAAAUGUCGGGUUCCUCCUUGCCCACACUCUUUGGAAACAAUAACAUGAAAAUGGAUGUUGCUUGCAAGGUCAUGUUGGAAGGCAAAAACAUUGAGGAGGGCUUUGGGAUUGCAUUUAGAGUCCUUCAGGACUUCCAGCUGGAGGCUACAGAAGUGUACAGCAAAGUGGCCAAGCAGCUGGUGAAGCAGCAGAAGUACAGCGAGAUCCGGCAGCUCCUCAAGUGCGUCAAUGAGUCUGGAGUUGCAGCAAAAAAUGAUGGGGACAACAUUAUCCUAAACUGUCUAAAUGAGUUCAAGAACAUUCCUGCUGAGGAUCUUGACAAUCUGAUUCAGGAUAUGGACAGUGAUGAAAACAAGAUCCAGGCCUACGUGAUGUGCAACAAGUUGCGUUCUGCCUAUCUAGUCUCAGUGAGACAGGAGAAGACCAGAGCAGUGCAGCUAGUCCAGCAUGUGCGACAGCUGGCUGAGAACAGCGGAGAUGACGUUGUGAAGGCCAUCUGUGCCCAAUGGCUCUCAGUGCACCAGCCCAAAACAAGAAAUCGGCUUCCCCAGGGCACUAGGAAGUAAUAAGUGAUUGACAUUCACCAUCAUACAGAAGGGGAAGGCUUCAAGACAGCUUAAAGGUGUGUGGUUCAGCAAUCUUUUGGUAAAAUGGAAGCCUCUUGAUUGAUGUUGGUGGGAAAUGGAUGCUGCUAAUGUGCCUCUGGUGAAAGGAAAGGAACUACAUUACAAGUGCCAGUCCCGUAUUUUGACAAACAGUCACUACCUCAGGGUGGUUUUUUGGCUACCUUUUUGAUGGGGGGGAGGGGGCAGUUUCAAACUGAACAAGAAUUUAGGUGUAUGGAAGAGAGCACUUCUGGUUUUGGCUUGGGUUUUUUUGUUGUUGUUGGGUUGGGGGGGGCAGUUGUUGAUUCCGCCCCCCCCCCCCCCCCCCCCGAAAGGCACUGAACUUUAUUGUAUGUUUUUUUAUUUUUAAUCCGGAAACCCUAUAUAGAGAGGACAGAAAAAUUUCAUCAACUCAGUGUAGCCUAGAGUAUAAAACUCUUUGUGAUUAUGGGUUUCCUGUAAACUUUUUCAAGAUUGGAGAGAUCUUUUUAAGACUGAAAUUCAGAGAUUUUUUUUUAAGCCUCUAUACAAACCAUUGCUUCCCCCCCCGCCCCCUAGUACAAUGUGCCCAAUUUCUUUAGUUUGUUUGAAAAGGUAGGAACUGAUUCUUCAUGGUAGGUUUCUACUUACCAGUCAUGCUGUCAGAUGUGUGCCAUUACAUAUGGCACUUGAGCCCUUACUAGGUGGAUGAAGUUAUAAAGCGCAUAUCCUGUAAGGGGAGUACAAAGGGAAAAUAAUCCUUGAAAAUAGUUGAAAAAUCACAUACCUCUUUCUUUGCUGUGGUAAUAUCCAAUAAAUUAUUGUGAUGCAGCUUUCUCACUGAACAGUUGCCAGUAAACUUCCACAGUUUUUCAUCAGGUAUGGCAGAAAAUACAGAUAGAGCAAGCUGUGGUAAAAUUCAACAGGUGUCUGCAUCCCUGUCUCAGAGGUAUUUAUUUGCUGCUUAGCAGAAUAAUCUGUCCCUGUCAGGUACAUAGAACACCGGACAAAAUUUUUAUGAACUGGACAUACCGUGUAGACUAUAUUGACAAGCUUUGCUCUGGAAGUGUUAGGUUAACUCAGUUUUAUGAAAAAGCAGGGAUCUUUGUGUAAUGGCUGUGUUCAGGGGUGCUGAAAAAAGCAGCUGCUUCUCUACAACCGUGAUGGGGAUGUGAGAAAUGGGCAGAAGAAUGGUAGACAGUAGUAGGACCUUCAAAAAGAAACGGAACAAAAAAUGGCACUCCGCAAGAGUUUGUUUGCUGUUUACGUGUAUUUCAGCACAAGAAAUAGGAAAAUUAGUUCACUUUUUCUGCUAAGAAGUUUAGUUGUUUACUUCAAAAGAAACAACAGGUUUUCUGAAGUGUAAUGUAGCUGUAAAUAGUUUUAGUACCUAAAAUAAUUGAGACUGUCAAAUAUGAGUUUUGUACUAUCCCCAAGCUCACUGUAGUGACACAACAGACUUCCAUGGUAUUGGAAAAGACUUGGUUCAUCUCCUGUAGUGUUUGAUGACCAGUGCCCCACUGACACAAACCCCUCUCUUGGAGGUGCUCCACCCACCAGAGCAGGGCAUGUCUCAGAGCAAAGCGGUCAGAAAUGACCACAUGUAGCUUUCAGAAUCUCCUGACCGCAGAUUUGCAUUAUCUCAUUAGUGAGCAGUACUAAUGAAAGCUUUUGCUUUCAUGGCCAGACUGACCUAGCUUUCCAUCAGAUUACAGCCGUCAGGCUAAUCCUAAAACCUGACACUAUCCAUGUCUUCAAUCAUUUCCAAAUCUCUAACUAUAGGGAGGAGGUUUUACUGUUUGUGGGUAUCUAAAUCUGCAGUGCUGUAAUACCUACUUUUCUGCUCGAGCUCCUUCAGCUGUAUAGAGCACAGAGAGUGGAAUUUGCCAUGCAGACCAGUCAGUUCUGUACCUGCCUUUCUUCCUGACCUCUUUGCACUGUACCUGAUGCACUUUAUAUAGUGUUUGUUGUAAUUUGAUGUUCUUAACCUGGAAUUGUAGGGAUCUUUCUCUUACCAGCAGAACUGGAAUUUUGAUCCUGACUAACUGCCUUGUGUCACGAAUAGUGCAAUUAUAAAGGGGCUUUGAAUUUUUGCGCAUCAAAAAGGGAUUGAGUACUGCCAGUUAAAAACCUUCUCUAUUAAUGACCAAGGUUUGUUUACAAUAAAAAAAGAAUAAAGUAUUAUGACUGUUAA
Messenger RNA from Harpia harpyja (harpy eagle), 10171 nucleotides. RefSeq names its product zinc finger FYVE-type containing 26 (gene ZFYVE26). Gene Ontology annotation, cellular component: lysosomal membrane; centrosome; midbody. Lineage: Eukaryota; Metazoa; Chordata; Aves; Accipitriformes; Accipitridae. Gene Ontology annotation, biological process: mitotic cytokinesis; regulation of cytokinesis; double-strand break repair via homologous recombination. The coding region runs from base 142 to 7959 and encodes 2605 amino acids. The transcript is spliced from 44 exons. Gene Ontology annotation, molecular function: metal ion binding; phosphatidylinositol-3-phosphate binding. The record is from RefSeq and is a predicted model, not a curated record.